AUGUUAUUGUCGCCCAUUGGGUAUAACGUUUUAAGGAAUGUCAAGAUAAAAUCAGUCUACCAUUCUUUUGGGGUUUUGAUUGGAUUGUGCUUUGAUGUAUACUAUGCUACUCGACACAGUGUAGAAAAUGCUGUAUGUUGUUCAUAUUCAGUCCUGUUUGCGGCUGUCGGAUUAUACGUUGACAUUCAGCUGCUUAGGGGACAUUGGAGAGUUUGGCCUUGUAUCCUUCGACGUUAUAUGUGGUUGGGGAUCGCCGGGUCAAUUCUUUCAGCUUUAAUGCUAUGUGCAAGUUUAUAUUACGAAAUAAGUUAUAGCA
Molecule: messenger RNA, 316 nt
Organism: Trichobilharzia regenti
Lineage: Eukaryota; Metazoa; Platyhelminthes; Trematoda; Strigeidida; Schistosomatidae
Source: the annotation of a GenBank genome assembly